Molecule: messenger RNA, 5064 nt
Organism: Marmota monax (woodchuck)
Lineage: Eukaryota; Metazoa; Chordata; Mammalia; Rodentia; Sciuridae
Gene: Ebf2
Product: EBF transcription factor 2
Exons: 16
Coding region: 463-2190 (575 amino acids)
Biological process (GO): regulation of transcription by RNA polymerase II
Molecular function (GO): RNA polymerase II cis-regulatory region sequence-specific DNA binding; DNA-binding transcription factor activity, RNA polymerase II-specific
Source: RefSeq, a predicted model, not a curated record
CUUUUAAAACUGAUCCUGUUGGGGAUUUUUUUUUUUUUUUCUAAAUUGGAACCGUGGGGAGGAGCAGGGAGGGAGGACCUGGAGGAAGCAGAGAGAUUAGGCAGCUAUCAAUCUCCUCCUGUUUCUCCCAGAACAGGUGAUGCUUCUAAAUUGUGACCACUUUGUGGAGGCAGCUCUGCAGUUGGAAGGAUGCGAGCGACCUAGGGUGGAGGGCCUGAAGCGGCAGAUCUGAACUUGCAGAGGAUAAAAACCCAAACUUUUGACUACAUCAUUCCGCACCUCGCGCGUGAAGCAAAGGACUUUUUUUUUUUUUUUUUUCAAGACAGACCCAAACUUCUGCACUUGAUCCCCCUUUCUUGGAUUGCGUUGGAGGAGACGGUUUGCUUGCAGCGUUGAGAACGGUCAGGACUGUGUUUUUAUAAACUCAUUUUUAAAGCGACAGUAAAGGAUCAGACUUUUUAAAUGUUUGGGAUUCAAGAUACUUUAGGAAGAGGACCAGCUCUGAAAGAGAAAUCGCUGGGCGCGGAGAUGGAUUCGGUCAGGUCUUGGGUCCGGAAUGUCGGUGUGGUGGACGCCAAUGUCGCGGCUCAGAGUGGGGUCGCCCUGUCCCGUGCCCACUUUGAGAAGCAGCCUCCCUCUAACUUGAGGAAAUCCAACUUCUUUCAUUUCGUCCUGGCGCUCUACGACAGGCAGGGGCAGCCGGUGGAGAUAGAGCGUACGGCUUUCGUGGACUUUGUGGAGAACGACAAAGAACAAGGCAAUGAGAAGACCAACAAUGGCACCCACUACAAGUUACAGCUCCUGUACAGCAAUGGUGUCCGCACGGAGCAGGACCUCUAUGUCAGGCUCAUCGACUCAGUGACCAAGCAGCCUAUAGCUUACGAGGGACAGAAUAAGAAUCCGGAGAUGUGCCGAGUUCUUCUGACACACGAGGUGAUGUGCAGUCGAUGUUGUGAAAAGAAAAGCUGUGGAAACCGAAACGAGACUCCUUCAGACCCUGUCAUCAUCGACAGAUUCUUUUUAAAAUUUUUCCUCAAGUGCAAUCAGAAUUGUUUGAAAACAGCAGGAAACCCAAGGGACAUGAGACGGUUUCAGGUGGUGCUGUCGACCACGGUGAACGUGGACGGACACGUGCUGGCCGUUUCCGACAACAUGUUCGUGCACAACAACUCCAAGCACGGACGGAGGGCCAGGAGGCUUGACCCAUCCGAAGCGACCCCCUGCAUCAAAGCCAUCAGCCCAAGUGAAGGCUGGACCACAGGAGGGGCCAUGGUCAUCAUCAUUGGCGACAACUUCUUCGAUGGUCUCCAAGUGGUGUUCGGCACCAUGCUUGUGUGGAGCGAGCUCAUAACCCCUCAUGCCAUCCGAGUGCAGACUCCUCCCCGGCACAUCCCCGGAGUAGUGGAAGUGACAUUAUCUUAUAAAUCCAAACAGUUCUGCAAAGGAGCCCCGGGAAGGUUCAUUUACACAGCACUAAAUGAACCCACCAUAGACUAUGGCUUCCAGAGGCUGCAGAAAGUCAUCCCCAGGCAUCCUGGAGAUCCUGAGAGAUUAGCUAAGGAAAUGCUGUUGAAAAGAGCUGCAGAUCUAGUGGAGGCCCUCUACGGCACGCCCCACAAUAACCAGGACAUCAUUCUGAAGCGAGCUGCAGACAUUGCCGAAGCUCUCUACAGUGUCCCCCGGAAUCCCAGCCAGAUCCCAGCUCUCUCCAGCUCCCCAGCUCACAGCGGCAUGAUGGGAAUCAAUUCUUAUGGCAGCCAGCUUGGGGUCAGCAUCUCAGAGUCCACACAAGGGAAUAACCAAGGAUACAUCCGCAACACAAGCAGCAUCUCCCCGAGGGGAUACUCCUCCAGCUCCACGCCUCAGCAGUCCAACUACAGUACCUCCAGUAACAGUAUGAAUGGCUACAGCAACGUCCCCAUGGCCAACCUGGGCGUCCCGGGAUCUCCAGGAUUUCUGAAUGGCUCACCCACAGGCUCCCCGUAUGGAAUCAUGUCAUCGAGUCCCACCGUGGGAUCCUCCAGCACGUCCUCCAUCCUACCAUUUUCCUCUUCAGUUUUUCCUGCUGUCAAACAGAAGAGUGCCUUUGCCCCUGUCAUCAGGCCCCAAGGCUCCCCUUCGCCCGCCUGCUCCAGUGGCAAUGGAAAUGGAUUCAGAGCCAUGACGGGACUUGUCGUGCCCCCCAUGUAAAGAGGAGGAAGAACUGCUUUCUCAUAGCACAAAACUACUUACUCUGAUGGACCAAUAAUGAGGAAAGCACUCUGAGCUCUUUGGGGAGCGUUGUGCCCCCAGUGGACGUGAUGGACAGAUUUGGGAAUGCAAGGAGCCACCAUCUUACCUGGUCUCACGUGUCUCCUGUAGCUCUGAUGGUAGCUACACAAACUGACCCUCUUGGGGACAAGGACAAAAGAUGUCAUUGACGUAGUCAGUGCUAAGAGCAGAAAUGCAAUUCUUUGUUAUGAACAUUAUGAAAACCACCUUCCUAUGUUUGUAAAAUAUUUAAGAAAAAAAAUUGGCAAAACAAUUCAUGCUUAAUAUUUUGGAUACUAUUUGUUUUUCUUUGUAGGAAAAAAAAAUGUUGAAAGUUUCUAUUUUCUAUGAAGCCUUUCAGAUACCAAUUUAGUUUAUGCAGAAAAAAAAAAUUGAACAAAACAGGGUACCAGCAUGGAAGACUUUCUUAAAAUGAAACCUGAAUUGAAUGAUGAAAUGUAUGUGUGUUUGCUUAUAGUUUAAUCUCUUUAAAAAAAAACAAAAAAGGGAAAAAAUUUUAAAAUGUUUUACAAUUAUUUAAAUAAAUAAACGUGUAACUUAUUGUAAGUAGAGGUAGAAAUUAAGACCUUUUUUUUUCUGGAAGAGAGAAGAGUUUCUCUUUCUGAUGUAAAAUGAAGAUGAUGCAAACAUGUAGUAACAAGUUUUAAAAGUGUGUGAUUAUUACUACAGUUACUUCCUAGACUCUUACCCUUCAGCCUGCAUCCCCCUCUUUUUCCAUCAUUUUAUUGACCCAUGGCAAGAACAUGUAACUUACAUGGAUUCCUACAGAAUAACCCACUGCAAAAACCAAGACUCAAGUACAUGCACUACACACACGCUCUAAUGCUUCCUGUCAUUCCCAGCUCCAUCUGCUUUCUUAAGUGGUCUACACAUCCCUUUUGGUAUUCACCCUUUUGUGAAUAGUUCCUUAAAAUCCAUCUGAGCUUUUAACAUUCUCCCCUGAACAAUGGAGAGAAUCCCCUGUUCUCAUAUCUCUUGGAGCAUCCCAAGGGAAGAAGCGUCUCACCUUCAAGAAGAGCCAAAGCCACAGACUUUGCUAACCAAGGGCCCCUUUGGAAUUCUUCGUCCCCAGAGCCACACACUUCCUCCUCUUUGGUGGCCUGAUACUCAGUACAGAGGCAUAAAGCCCCACAGAAAUUCAGAAACAGAGUUUGGAGAUGAUGACUCUUUCUUGAACUCUCAGGAUCAGUCUAAGAGUGGCCAAGUCCUUGACUCUGUCUACAGAUUUCCUCUUUUACGUUAUUAAACUCUCUUGAAAAGAAUAUGUAAUCCACUUGACACUGUUUUCAGAUGAGAGUGGGAUGAGAUGUGGAAGAGAAAUGUGAACAUCCCUAAGCCUCUCUCCUGAUGUUCAAAGCCAUGGAAAUCGGGAUUCUUGGGAGAUUCAGAGAUCAGGGCCACCCGUGCUGUAAACAGUGCAGUGACUCUGCCCUGGAUGGGCUCUUUGUAGUCCCGGGACUAGCUCUUAGGGAGGAAACCUUGCAGUAGCUGCUAAAAGAGGUAGGUUCUGGAAAUCCCGAGUGGCCCUGGAGAUGCGUCCAGGUGUGCUUGGAUUGCUGACAAUGCUGUAUCAUCUUUUCCACUUGGGGUUCUCUUUUUGACUCCCUGGCACCACAGUAGCAUCUAUACAAAGACUUAAUUUUGGGUUCUUGGUUGAGGUUCUAACAUUAGGAAUUAAUGCAGCUAUCAUGGAAAAACACCCUUAGGAUAUCUGAGCCAAUUUUUAGAUGACCUCUUUGCCCCCUCACGCCCAACCCCCGACAUCUUGUUUGCCUUUAGCUCACUCUGGAAUUAUCCAGUAUAACCUAUACUUUUUCUAUGCACAUUGAGAAUCCAAGGUUUUGGAAGUGUGGCAUGCUUAUAACUGCUGCUGACAGGCCUCGCAGUCAGGGCUCCAAGCGCCAAAACACACGGAAACAUAGGAGAAAACGUUCCCCAGCGAAAAAUUCGAGGGAAGGGGAAGAAUGUAUGGAAGACAAACAUUACCAUCCAAAAGUGAAGGCAGAACAAAUUUAAGCAUGUUCGGACCUGGAUUUGAGCCAAUCCAACAUAAGGAAAUGUUUUUUUUAAGUAGCAUUGCUUUUAGAACCUGUGAAUCUUGCUCCUGCAUGAAGAUGAGUACAGUACUGUCUUCAAAAUGAUUGUAGAAUUGUUGGUAGCUUUACACGGAAAAAUGUGUAACUAAAUACCUGACAUCCUUGACCAUUCAGCUAGAACCUUGGCAGCAACAGGUCUAUUUAAUUGUACAAAUGUGUGUAAGGAUUAUUUUUAGUGUACUAAUAAAUUAAAAACAGAGCUACACUGUCCUCCUUCAUUAUUGUUAUUGAAUCAUCCGGUCCCAGGUUAUUUUUGUGCCACUUGGAAUAUGAGUAUUUCUAUAGGUAACUACAAAAUUCUAACCUAUCUUGAUGAGAGGAGCUGUGUACGAUUUUUUUUUCAUUUAAAGGGACAAUUUACUUCCUUAUUUAUCUCAUGUUUUUGUUAGAGCAUCGAAAUUCUUCCCAGUUUUUCUUUGCACAUUUCAAUAUGCAUGGUUUAACAACCAUUAUCUUCUCUACCUUUUGUACAGUAUGGCUUCAUUUUCAAACUGUAUAGUUUUACUUUAUUGUUUUGCUUUGUCAGUUAUAUACAGCAUAAAGUUGCUAUGCACAGAGCUUUUUGUAAAGACGGCUUUUUUGUUUACUGUUUUUAAUGGUCUUACUUAUGAAAGAAUAUCUUGUUUGUAAAAUGAAUAUGUCUACUUCAGUUUUAAACUUUAAAUUAUCCUAACAAAAAAAAUAAAAUUUUUGUACU